GAGUGUGCAAAUGUGCAGAAGACCUGCAGGGAGAAGAGGCUGUGAGGUCUGUAGGAGGCAGGGCUAGAGCUAGCAGGUCCUUGGAGCUAGCUUCUUGACUCUGAAGAAGAUCCAGACACCUGAUAGAUAACAACCCCUUUCCUCCACAGGACAAGCUACCACGAAGCAGCCAAUACUAAGAGUCUGACCUGGCCCAGUGGUUCACAUUCUGUCAAGUCCCUAGCCGUACUCUCAGAGCCAACCUGAGGCUUCAGAGGCCUCGGGUCACAGGUGCAGGGUGUUGGCACUUGCAAAAACUCUUUGUUCUUGGUCAUUUCGGUGGGAGGUGCCCAUGCCCAUGGCCCCCAGUGCUUGUAAGUGGGAUGAGACGUUGGUGAUGCCUUGAUCAAAGGUAAACACUUCAUUCUUCAGCAACAAGAUGGUUCUUUCCUUCCUACUUUUCUGAAAGCAGGGCCAGUGGGCCAGAGCAAGCAUCAAAGCAGGACCAGUGGGCCAGAGCAAGCAUCAAAGAAGGCCCAGGGAUUUAGGGGUUUCUGGCCAGGAGGUUGGAGCUAAGUGUUCUGAAGACACCAAAAAUGAGAUCAGACAGCAGUGUGUCUUUCCUCCUACUCAUAUAAUGCCCUUAGCACAGGGCUUCUCAAACCCAGGGGACAGUCCCUCCUUCCAGACGAUAUCCAGAAACUUUUUCAGUCUCAUCCCACCUUUAGACUGUAAGUGGCCGCAGGCAGGAUGCACCCCUGCCUCCCACUCCUCCGACUUCAGUUUCUGCCUGCAGCGCUAUCAGAGACAAGCAGGCUGCCCGCUCUCCACUCCUGUAUUUACCGUAAGGAGUGCCAGGAAACAAGGAGCAUUCAGAAGCUUUUCUCACUCUGCGCAGCAGCCCAAGGACUGGGUGAGACAGACUCAGUGGUGCACUACAGGGGAGAACGGCUGGCUGGAGACGGAGGAGUGGGGGCCUUGAGCAAUUUCCUCGUCUUACAGGAUCUGUAAGUUACUGAGCAGUUCUUCGAGGAUAAGGGAGGCCCAAAGGGGAAACUGGAGAAUACUGGAGGCUCUGGGAAGAGUGGACAGUCUCUUCGGGCCUAACGUGCCUCUCAUUAUCGUAACUCUGCCAGCAGAAGGCAUGGCGCUAGACGGGGUCUGGCUCCUUUGCCUCCAGCUUGUCCUACGGCCAACUCUGGUGACAGGCAUCAAGAUGGAGAUCGCCAUCAAGAACUUCCGCACCUUACAUGUUGACUACCCCAGGAUUAACUACCCGAAGGGUUUCCAUGGGUACUGUAACGGGCUCAUGGCCUAUGUGAGGGGCAGAAUGCAGGACUGGUAUUGCCCUAAGAUCCACUACGUGGUCCAUGCCCCCUGGGAAGGCAUCCAAAAGUUCUGCAGAAACAGCGAGAACUUCUGCGAGAAUUUCAAUGAGUACUGCACGCUCACUCAGAACUCCUUCCCCAUCACCAUCUGCACCCUGGGUUCCAAACAGCCGCCAACCAGCUGCAGCUACAACAGCACCCUGACCAACCAGAGGCUGUACUUGCUCUGCUCCAGCAAGCAAAAUGCUGAACCGAUAGGCAUCAUUGGCCUCUACUAGGCAUGCCAAGCAGUUCCACCUCCGACGGGCCUGUACAUGCCACCCCAAAGCCUGUUCCCCGCUUCUGAGGCAGAGCCCAGCCCUCCUCCAGGCUCUUUGCACCUUCUCAUCACCCCCACUAUGAACCU
Messenger RNA from Microtus ochrogaster (prairie vole), 1713 nucleotides. RefSeq names its product ribonuclease A family member 13 (inactive) (gene Rnase13). Gene Ontology annotation, biological process: defense response to Gram-positive bacterium. Lineage: Eukaryota; Metazoa; Chordata; Mammalia; Rodentia; Cricetidae. The record is from RefSeq and is a predicted model, not a curated record. Gene Ontology annotation, molecular function: nucleic acid binding.